UCGUGUCAUUGACAUUUUAACCUCGAGUAUCCGCGUUUCCUCAUUUGUUGUAUUUGGAACAAGGAAUUUUUGUUAAGAAACUUCUACUGCUGCAACUUUGCACAAAGCAGAUGUAUGGCGGAUGACCCUGUUCUGUUGUGACCUCUUUUAGUUUAAAAUAAUUUUUUAAAAAUUGUGCAAAUUCUAGAUUUUCAAGCAUCAUUGUGCACAACAUAGUUUGUACAAACGAUUGCCACAAUGGCGUUGACUCGAGUUCCAUCUCCUCCACCUACGCCACAAUCUGAAGCAACACAGUCUGUUGCUGAAAGCUGGUGCUACACUCAAGUAAAAGUAAUUAAAUUUUCAUUUAUGUGGACUAUUAACAACUUUAGUUACAGCCGAGAAGAGAUGGGUGAAGUCCUUAAGAGUUCCACGUUUUCGGCUGGAAGCAAUGACAAGCUGAAGUGGUGUCUACGAGUCAAUCCUAAAGGUUUAGAUGAAGAAAGUAAAGACUAUUUAUCUCUUUAUUUACUUUUAGUGUCGUGUAAUAAAACUGAAGUUCGAGCGAAGUUCAAGUUCUCAAUAUUAAAUGCCCGCAAAGAAGAAACGAAAGCUAUGGAAAGUCAAAGAGCGUACAGAUUUGUUCAAGGUAAGGAUUGGGGGUUCAAGAAGUUCAUACGUAGAGACUUUUUAUUAGAUGAAGCAAAUGGACUUCUUCCAGACGAUAAACUGACUUUAUACUGUGAGGUUAGCGUAGUAGCUGAUUCCAUAAACAUAUCUGGUCAAAAUAGUGCUAUUCAAUUUAAAGUUCCUGAAUGUCACCUAUCCGAGGACUUCGGCCAGUUGUUCGAAGGACAGAAGUUCAGUGAUGUUAUUCUUAGUGUUAAUGGACGUGAAUUUGCGGCUCACAAAGCUAUCCUUGCCGCCCGUUCUCCGGUUUUUGCCGCAAUGUUUCAGCACGAAAUGGAAGAAAAGAAACAAAAUAGAGUAGAAAUUACUGAUAUGGAUCACGAGGUUCUGCGUGAAAUGUUGCAUUAUAUCUACACUGGUAAAGUUACUAACAUUGAAAACAUGCCCGAUGACCUCUUGGCAGCUGCAGAUAAAUAUGCAUUGGAUAGGCUGAAAGUCAUGUGCGAAGAACACAUCUGCUCCAAUUUGUCCGUCGCUACUGCCGCCGAAGUUUUGAUAUUAGCUGACAUGCAUAGUGCUGAUCAGUUGAAAGCACACGUUAUAGAUUUCAUCAAUAUGCAUGCUACAGAUGUUAUGGAAACUGCAGGAUGGAGAACUAUGAUUCAAACACACCCGCAUCUAGUAGCAGAAGCAUUUAGAGCUUUGGCUACUCAACAAAUACCACCCAUUGGGCCCCCUCGAAAACGCGUGAAACCAUAGAUUUUGACAUUUCUAUAUGUUUCUUUGUGGGUAAUUUAAUGUACAUGACAUUGUUUGCGAUUGUGCUUUUUGUUGACAUAUGUAAGUUUAGUUUCUGUGUGUAUGUGUGGACGGUUUCAGAUUCAAAUUGGCAGUAAUGAUGAAAAAUCAAGUUGGGAAUUUUGUGCAAGUGCUUGUCUACAUACCUUUUUCUAGGAAGAAACAAUUUGUGUAUAACCAUAUGUAGAUUUAAUGGAGUGUAGGGGUGAGACUAUUUUGUCAUAUAUUGGAUUUUUGCUUUUAUGACAGUCAAAAUUCACCACACCACGUAUAGUUUUGCUACCGGCUACAAUAUCCUGUUUAUCUUGUUGGCACUCAUAUGUAUCUAAAAGACAUCUUGAAUGCUAGCAAGAUGCUUUACAAAAGUGAAAAAAGAAAAUCUGAGGAAUGCAAGACAUUCCACAAAAGCUUUUUCAACAAAAAGUGGGUUUUUUUCUGGGAAAUUUUGGAAAUUAUAAAGUGAAUCAGUAGGCACGUUUAAAAAUUUUUCUGCCUAACCAGUCAAGAAAAGCUUGUCAACCGUUAACAGGGGUCGAUCCAGUGCCAAAUUGGGGUCGCUUUGCGGCCCCUUCACAAAAUUCCGCAUGGCAAAAGCGGCCCCAUUCACAAAAUUCCGCGUCGUAAAAGCAGGCCCUUCACAAAAAUUUAUAAAAAGGCAGCCUUUUCACAAUAUUUUUUAACCGCAAAUGUGUACGCAUCUACGCGGGAGCCUCUUCCACCUUCCCCCAUCUUAUCUUUUUGCUUGCUGCGUGAGGUGUUUUUG
Uloborus diversus is the source of this 2170-nucleotide messenger RNA. Its product is annotated as protein roadkill-like. The coding region runs from base 238 to 1368 and encodes 376 amino acids. Gene Ontology annotation, cellular component: nucleus; cytoplasm. NCBI's taxonomy places the organism in Eukaryota, Metazoa, Arthropoda, Arachnida, Araneae, Uloboridae. The record is from RefSeq and is a predicted model, not a curated record. Gene Ontology annotation, molecular function: ubiquitin protein ligase binding. The transcript has a single exon. Gene Ontology annotation, biological process: proteasome-mediated ubiquitin-dependent protein catabolic process; regulation of proteolysis.